AUGGCAAUUCGAAUAAUUUCGCUACAAGACAAGAAUGCGAAAGUUAUUGUGGAGUCGGAGGUGCAUAAAUCUUUGCAAUUUCUGGCCCAUUCUAACUUCUCGGAAAAACUUGCAAUAGAACCCAAAUGCCUUACUCAAAAUUGUGGAAAUGCAAUACGCUUCAAGGUUGCUGCAAUGGUGGGCGUGCCUCUACGUGAUAGCCUCAGGAUCUACAGACGUGCUCGAGAGUUCCGUGGCUGCUCCGUCACGCAUGAAUGCUACGCCGUCGCUAGACUGACCAACGGUAUCCCAUCGUUGCUGCCCUACCAAAUCCUACAUCUGCGCACUUCCGCCGCAACAAGGAUCUUCGCUGUGCUCAGGAGGUGUCUACAGUGUAACUCGAUAUUACUUCAACAAAUCGUCACAAAGAAAGUGCUCUUCCUUUUUUGCUUCAAUGGAUGCGACGGGAAUCCGAACAAUUUUGCGUCGCUAAAUCAGUGCAACAAUUUCUGCACGGCUUCUGGUAGUGUUUCAUUUGAGGAAUCGUCAAAAGUACGGGAGAAUUCACAUCUUCCAAGUAGUCGCAAGCAUGGCGACGACAGAGUUAUAACGGGAGCAUUUGGGACUUAUCCAUUUGGAUCGAAAAUUCUUAAAAUCUCGGAAUACUGA
This is a messenger RNA of Cooperia oncophora, 648 nucleotides long. The record is from the annotation of a GenBank genome assembly. Lineage: Eukaryota; Metazoa; Nematoda; Chromadorea; Rhabditida; Trichostrongylidae.